AUGGCUGUGUAUUCUUAUUUGCUGAGUUUCGGUGUUGCCAUAUUUUCGUUUAUGAUGUAUCAGCGGUACGCUAAAGGGUACAGCAGUCUGAUACAGAAGCCUGACAAGCGAUAUGAUUACAUAAUCGUCGGCGCGGGAACAGCGGGUUGCGUGCUAGCCGCUCGUCUCUCCGAAGAUCCCGGCACGAAGGUUCUAGUGGUGGAAGCCGGCGACCACAUGGGUUACUUCACCAAAAUUCCUUUGACGGCCACCGCGGCGCAGCAGGGCCCCAAUGAUUGGUCAGUGAGGACCACGCCGCAGAGAUUCUCUUCCUUUGGUAUGUGGAGACAGACGCAGUUUCUUCCACGGGGCAAGGGUCCAGGCGGAUCAGGGCAAAUAAACUUUCUUCUCCACGGAUUCGGCUUGCCCGAAGAAUACGAACGCUGGUCCCGCCUAGGCUUCAAAGGGUGGACCUUCGAAGAUCUUAAACCUUACUUCAUCAAAGCAUUCGGUACUGUACAGAACGAAUUCGAUUCCGACCACUGUUCAAUGGAUGGUGUUUGUCCGGGGCAUACAGCUCCCAUGAAACUGAAAAUGAUAGAAGAGGAAAAUGAGCUAAUGCGAACUUUCAAAGACGCCAGCGGUUUCCUAAGAACUGAACAUGUGGCCUUCAGGAAGACAACUGCCACAGUUAAAGAUGGCACCCGGCACGCGGCUUGGGAUGCUUACCUCAAACCAUCUCUUAGAAGGAAGAACCUUCAUGUACUACUCAAAACACAAGCAGUUUCGAUUCGUUUCGAGAACACAACUGCGUCAUCAGUAUACAUAUUGCGGAAUCACUGGGAGCUGGAUAACAUAUUUGUGGACAAAGAAGUCAUAUUAACUGCUGGCGUCAUUAAGACUCCACAGAUUCUGAUGUUAUCGGGAAUAGGUCCAAAAGCCCUUUUGCAGAAAUUGAAAAUCAAACUCGUGUCCGCCAACGAGGACAUAGGCAAGAACUUCCAUGAUAACAUGAACCUGCCGAUCUACGUCAGCAUCAGGAAACCUGCCAGCGUCACUUUAGCCAAGGUGUUCACUUUCGGGACUGUCUGGCAGUAUUAUCUGACCAAUAGUGGUUAUCUAUCAUUCCCUCCGGUAGCGGGGAUUGAGUACACUAACACGUCGUCACUCAUACUAUUCACUAUGGGAACGGCUAGUGAGCGACUGCUUCGGGAUCUGUCCAACUAUAAACCUGAGGUUUUCCGGGACACCUUUGCAUUUCACAACGACAGUUCCAAAGAGGGCUUCAUAUUCCUCGCCAGUUGCAUUCAACCGAAGAGCAGGGGCUCCGUCACGCUGCAAGACGCUAGUACCAAUGUACCACCGGUCGUCGACCCCAACUAUCUGCAUAGACAUGAAGACGUCACAUGCAUGAUCAAAGCAAUUCGUCGUGCAGAACAGUUGGUGCAAACGAAAAAUUUCCAAAACAUCGGAGCUAAGAUUCACUGGCCUAGACCUGAGAGAUGUCUCAGCUUCUGGAACUACACCAAAGCAGAUCAGAAGGGACAGGAUUACAAAAGGAGAAGAAGAUUCCAAUCGUCCCCAGCGCCCAAGGCUCAGAAGCUAAAGACUACAGUUCCUAGUAGUCCACCGGAUCAGUACCUCGAGUGUGUAGUACGAGAGGUAGCUGUGAGCGGACACCACGCCGCUGGCACCUGCGCCGCGCACAAAACUCUAGACAAAAACCUCAGAUUGAAAUCGGUGUCAGGCGUUCGUGUGGUGGACUCCAGUGUGUUCCCAUCUCCAAUAUCUUUGUUCCCAAACUCUGUACUAAUAGGAAUGGCGGAGAGAGCAGCAGACCUCAUUUUGAAUGAUGAACGAUAA
Messenger RNA from Chilo suppressalis (striped riceborer), 1842 nucleotides. The record is from the annotation of a GenBank genome assembly. Lineage: Eukaryota; Metazoa; Arthropoda; Insecta; Lepidoptera; Crambidae.